UGAAAAUUCCCAGCCAUCGAUCCAGCAGGCGUUAGCGUCAGCGGCGAAAAAGUCAACUCGAGUCAAGUCGGAUAAGCGUUUCGCACCGUCUCUCGUUUUUUUUUUGUUUUUUUCCGUGGAAAAAUGCCUUUUUAUGUCGAUGAAGCCGAAGCCGUUGUCCGUCUGGUCUCGCUGAUCUGUGGUCUUAACUCGAUGUCGUUUUGAUUUUGUCGCCGUCCGAGGGAAAAUCGCUCGAAAAUGGCCGAUAAAGUGCUCAAACACAUCCCGGAGCAGAAGCUGAAGGCCUUUUCCAUCGGGACGAUGGGCAAGAGGCAGCUUUCAAAGAGGGAGAUAGAAGAGAACAAGAAAAGAGAACAGGAAAAGGCCGCCGCUCAGGCCUUCGAGGAGUUCGUGGCCACGUUUCAAGAAGCCCCGACUAAAACGAACAAAGUCUGGGUCAAAGCUGGGACUUACGAUGCCGGCAAAAGGCAGGAAGAUACUAAAGAAAAAGGUAAACUAUACAAACCUCAGUCACGAUUGGACUUCCCAGAGAAGAACUCCGCUGAGCGGGCUCAAGAGUACGCUAAACUACUCGGAGAAAGGUCCAAGCCGGAGCGACCCGGCAAAAAGAAAGAAAAAGAAAAAAAGAAGAGCAAUCUUGAAUUAUUCAAAGAAGAAUUAAAAAUGAUACAAGAAGAACGGGAAGAACGGCAUAAAUACAAGGGAGCCAUCAAAGCUGCCGUCGUUGACCCUGAUUUUGUAAAAAACUCUGGUGUUUUGCCGGAAGAAAAAGGUUCUUUCGAUUGUGGGGAUCCGAACACAACAAACAUUUACCUGGGAAAUAUCAACCCAAAGAUUACAGAACAACAGUUAAUGGAAGUGUUUGGCAAAUACGGACCUUUAGCCAGCAUUAAAAUCAUGUGGCCUCGUUCUGAUGAGGAGAAGUCGAGAGGAAGGAACUGUGGGUUCGUCGCUUUCAUGAAUAGAAAAGAUGGGGACAGGGCGAUGAAAGCGCUAAACGGAAAAGAUAUUCUUGGUUACGAGAUGAAAUUGGGUUGGGGCAAAUUUGUACCUAUUCCCCCUUUCCCUAUAUACAUUCCUCCCAACCUCCUGUCUCUUACCCAACCGCCACCACCUUCUGGUUUGCCUUUCAAUGCCCAGCCGCAUCCUAGAGAUAGAAAUCGAGUGCCAAGAAUGAAGACAAAUGAGCCAUACCCAGUUAAUCCUGAGGACAUGGACAAAGUGGAGAAGAUUUUACCCCAGGCACUCGUCAAAGUGGUUAUCCCGACCGACAGGAACCUGUUGAUGUUGAUCCACCGAAUGAUAGAAUAUGUGAUCCGGGAAGGACCUAUGUUCGAGGCCAUGAUUAUGAACAGAGAAAUCAACAACCCUAUGUUCAGGUUUCUGUUUGAUAACCAAUCUCCUGCACACACCUACUACCGUUGGAAGCUCUUCUCUCUGUUGCAAGGCGACUCUCAGAAGGAAUGGAGGUUACAAGAGUUCAGAAUGUUCAAAAACGGUUCAAUAUGGCGGCCCCCACCAUUGAACCUUUACACUCAGGGAAUGCCUGAAGAGCUGAUCGAAAAGGACGAUGAUCGCAAGGGUGGGCUCUCGCCAGCUCAGCGCGACCGUCUCGAGCAGCUCAUCCGUCACAUGACCCCUGAAAGGAUGAAGGUAGCCGAUGCCAUGGUAUUCUGUAUUGAACACUCAGAGGCCGCUGAUGAAAUCUGCGAUUGCAUUGUGGAAUCACUUGGUAAUCCUGAUACACUCUUGUACAAGAAGGUUGCCAGACUAUAUUUAGUUUCAGACAUACUACAUAACUGUAGUAUUAAAAUAACUCAUGCUUCCUACUAUAGAAGAUGCCUAGAAUCAAGACUGCUAGAGAUAUUUUACUUAGCUCACAUUACUUAUACCAGUUUGGAGUCGAGGUUAAAAGCCGAAAGUUUCCGGGUUAGAGUUAUGAACAUCUUCAAAGCUUGGGAUGAUUGGGCCGUUUACCCGAGAGAAUUUCUCAUAAGGUUGAAAUCGACCUUCCUCGGAACACCGAUUACCCAUGAAGACGAAGAGGAGACAAGAAGAAGCAGUGAAGUGCACGAUGAUGACAUUGAUGGCAUACCAUGUGACAACUUAGGGUCGGAGAUGGAUCAAGAUGACCUCGAUGGCGUACCGCUAGACGGUGCCACAUUGCUCAAAGGGGCUUACAAACAUACAAAUGUUGAUGAUAUCGACGGAAUUCCAAUGGACGAUGACAUCGAUGGAAAGCCAAUGGAAUUUGGGUCAAAGAAGACACAACCUACCGGUGCAUUUGUUCCUUCCCGGUGGGAAACAGUCGAUCCGGAGCUUUUAGAACAGCAGGCGAUGACAACAAGUAAAUGGGAGCUAAUUGAACAACAGCAAGGAAAGCCGACCGAUGAACAUCAAAGCCAACAAGAAAACUGCACCCCUGAUGACAGUUUAGACAGCUGCCGUGAUAUCCAAGAAGAAAUACGCAGGGCGCGGCUGAGGGAGAUCGAGGUCAAAGUUAUGCAAUAUCAGGAUGAAUUAGAAUCUGGGAAAAGAUCUCUUAAAGUUGGAUGGACUGUAGCUGAACAAAUUGAACAUCAUAGAAAAAAAUUAUUAAGAAAGUCUGAAAAAGUAGACAAGGAUAAAGUUACAGAUAAAGCACAACUUAAAAGAACUCCUUCACCAGUAGAUUCUCAAGAUUCUAGGGGUUGUAGAAGAUCGAAAAGAUCUAAAAGUAGUUCAUUGAGUCCGCCUCCUUCAAAGCGAUCAUACAGGUCAAGGAGCAGGAGUCCAUACGGAAGGAGGAGGAGGUCAAGGACACCACCGAGUCACAAGAACUCACCAGGUAGGAGGCGAUCGCCGGUCAGCUCCAGGAAAAGACGUGGCGGCUCGAGCCCAGAUGCGAACACUCCACGACGCAGGAGGGGCUCAAGCGGCGAGCCGUCGCCACCACACUCACACAAGAAACACUCAUCGAGACACAAGCACAAACAUAGGCAUUAGCAGUUUUUAAGCAGCCCCUUGUAAAUAACGGAGAUCCUCUGUUCUGGAAAUUUGUAACAAAUUUUCUUGUUGUACGGAUUUUCCUUUUUUCCCCCGAAGGCAUUUUACGUAUGUUUCUAUUGUAAAUAGCACUAUUAUAUCUUUUUGUUAUUUAACAAUUCAAUUUUUUCCCCUCAAUUUUUUUUUUUUUUUAAUUUGUAAUAAACCUUUAAGACUGACAGAUGAAAUUUAUGUACUUUUUUUUUUUGCUCUUCUUGUAAAUUUUAAUUCAACUUAAAAGCUAGAUUGACACAAUUGUUAACGUGAACAGCAUACUCAAUAAAGUUCAAAUACUAACAAUAAGACUUUACCUAAUUUUUAACUUUAAAAAAAUUGAAUUUUUUGUUUUAGGGUAGUGUAAUUAAAAUGGAAAUCUUAAAUAAUGAACAUUAUAAAUUUUGUACUUACAUUGGACAUGCAGUUCUACCAUGAAAUUCCAACUACGAUUUAUGAACACUGAUGAACUAAGCGGGCACGGGAAUGAUAUUUUAGCCCCUUAUUUAGAAAGGUCCACACUCACAGAAAUUAAGUACAUAAAGUGAAAGUAGAAAUGAAGUAAAUUUGAAUGAGUGAUACAUUGACAUCUGGGCACGAAUACUAAUUUUGUCUUUCUCACGGACUUUAUGACUUUCUCUGACAAUGAAUCAGACAAAACCUGCUAAAUAAUUUUAACUUACAAAUAGUGAUGAUCUAGGUGAACUAAAUUUCUGAAUGUAUAAUUGCAUAAUAAAUAAACAAAAGUAUGAAUAGUA
Cimex lectularius (bed bug) is the source of this 3776-nucleotide messenger RNA. Its product is annotated as U2 snRNP-associated SURP motif-containing protein. Gene Ontology annotation, cellular component: nucleus. Lineage: Eukaryota; Metazoa; Arthropoda; Insecta; Hemiptera; Cimicidae. The record is from RefSeq and is a predicted model, not a curated record. The coding region runs from base 238 to 2985 and encodes 915 amino acids. Gene Ontology annotation, molecular function: RNA binding. Gene Ontology annotation, biological process: RNA processing. The transcript has 21 exons.